CGGCCGCUCCGCGCUCUGGCGGUGCCUCCUGGCCUGGGCCGACCGGGAUUGGCGGUACCGGGUGCGGUGGCGGAGCGCUCGGCAGCGCGGGGGCGGAACGCGGGAGAGGGUCCCCGGCUCCGUGCGAGAAAGCAAGUCGGAAAGUUUGCGGGAUGUUGUUCUGCCUCUGUGAGCGUUUACCCGGCUUCCAAAAUCCCCGGGACCUCCUCUUCGUCAACCAGCGAAUAUAGCAGCGCUCGCUUCGCGUAGCUGUGCCGAAAGAUUCCUUAAAAGUUAUUUGGUUCCUGGGAGGCGACUUUUUCUGUAUAUUUUUUUUUUACCUGAGUUUCGUGCGCUUUGAGAGCUCUCGAGUUCUGUCUUUUGCUCAGCAUAAUCUCCUUUCUCAUCUCAGCAAACGUAUUUCUUCUUCUUCCCAUAUUAUUUCUACUUCCUCUUGAAGUUUGCAGCAAGAGUUGGAGAUAAAACGUUAAUUUUUUUUUUUAAUUUAUCUUUCAUCGGCCUCCUAUGAAAGAAUUUGGGACUUCUUAAAGUGGGCAGAGACAGGGAAAGCUGAAAUGGAAAUUAUCUUGCUGGGAAAGCAGAGAGGGAUUUUUCACAUCUUCACUUUGUACGAUCUCAUCUUUUGACGUUCGCUGGUUUUGUUUUUAGUAGCUGGGACAGAUCAAAACACUCUUUUUAAAAGUAGCCGUUUUCUUCGGUUUUUAGUCUUUUCAUCUGAUUUUGCACGUAAUUUUCAAAUGAAAGUCAGUGGGAGUGUGAGAAAGGAAUGUUAACUGAGCAGCUUUGCUGCCUGUUGCUAAAGGAUGUGCUUGUGCGAAGUUGGAUUUUGCCUGAAAUGAUGGCAUGGAAGCGAAGCUUUUGUUUAGUUUGCAUGGCUAUCGUAAGUGAAGCAAGUAAAUAACAAAGUUUAUUGUUUUUAACAGAGACCGACCGGUUUUCUAGGAAAAGCAGUAUGCUUCACUAUAAAAUCUGUAGGAGCCUCCCCCACCCUCUAAUAAUAGUUGUAGAUUAUGGCUGGUUUACAUGAGUAGACGCUAAGUUUUGAGUAAGUUGCCUAGAAGGGUGUGUUUUGUAGCGGUGGUUCAGGCUUCAGAACGCUGUAAUAAUACUACUAAUGUUAGCACUGGGCUGCCCUCCGCCUUGCCGGGGUCUCCAGCCCUGGCAGCAGCUUCGCAGCCGAGCGAGACAGGGUGGGAGAGCCGGGCUGGGGACGAGUUUGCAUGAUAAGCCUUGAAAGUGCAGAACAAAACCUCGGAAUCCCAAGCGCUGCUUUCUCCUCCUCGUGUGCUGCGAGGGCAGGUUUGCUCGUUCAGCUGCGGUUUGCACAGGGCUCAGGGAGCCGGAGCAUCGCUCGUCCUGAGGACACUUGCAGGAAGGUUCUGCUGGGCAGUGCUUUGAGCAAAUGAAUAGAGUGGCCCCCUGAAAAUUUCUUGCAUCUGAUUUGAGUUCUGGCUUGUUAAAACUUUCUGCUGUGCUUUCAUAUCUAAAGAUCGAUAGGGAGAAAAGUUCCCCAGACUGCAACAGCAUGUACAUAUUUUUUUUUCCAAAGUUCAAAGCUUAUGCAGUUCACUCAUACCAGGAAGACUUUCCACUUAAAAUGUAUUUUUGGUGCAAUGAAUGGAGUGAGUUUACCCUUGUAAAAUCCUGUGCGUGUACACGUUUGAUAAAGUUCGCGUCGGAUUAACCAGAACAGCUCUCAGAUUAAUAGCAGAAAUUACUAGCAGCGUAAAUUAUAUUCAACAAGUAACUAAUUACUGAUAGGAAGUGGGCAGGAGAUUGUGGGAUUAUAUCCUUUUGUUAGUAACUCCAGCCACUUUCAUGACACUGAAGAUUAUUUUUUGAGUUGGUUACAAUUGCAUUCCCAACUUUCAAAGAAUAUUCUUGAGUGUAAUUUUCCAAAGGAAAAGUUAUAUCGGGGAAAAUAAACCAGCCGGACUUUGAGGAAGAAUAAAUAUUUGCUGCCCUUCCAUGGAAGGGCUUGUCAGACUCGGUGCCUUUUCAUACCAGUAAUGGAUUUGGGGAAAUUCCCGCUGCAGCAUUAUGAUCAUCCACGUAGUUGUUACUGGGCCCAUGAAAUGCAAGAAAUUAUGAUCGCUUUCUUUAGUAAGAUCUGAGAGGGACGGAGCGCUUAAGAGAAAUAAUUGCUUAGUUAGGCUGCUUUUAGCUUGUUACGUAAUUAGGCCUUUUUGUGCGCUAACUGCGCUCUGUCAGUUCGGGAUCCAGACACUUGUGUUUUUCCAAAGGUGAGCCCGAAGUGGAGGGGGCCUUGUGAAAUAUCACUUAUGCAGAUGCAAUUCAGGACUAAUUACUGAAACCCAUAUGGUAGAAGUUGUCUAAACCCGCUGUUAGUUCAGGCCCAUUUUGUGUGUGUUUCCCCCGCAUCUUUGUCUCGCUGCAAAAUAUUUAUGUUUUAGUUUGUACUUUAUUUAUCCUUUUGAUGCUAAGUAGCAUCUGGCUCCCUGAGGACGAGCCCUCCUGUAUAUUUAGCUGUGCCAGUGCUUAUUGCAUAACUGGCUUUUAACCAUAUUCGUGCUUUAAUUGUGGAAACAUGAAUCUUUAUUGAAGUGACCCGAGGUGCCUCUCAGAAAACACAAUUACGUUUCUUGAAACUCUAAAAAAAAAAUUUAAAAUAAUUAAAAAAAAAAAAAAAGCGAAAGGGGCAGCUCCUGCCAAACGCCCAUCAAAACAGCUUUGCUGGGUGUAUUUUCUAUAGGGGAAGGUGCAUCGCACCUAUGUGUUCUGCAGCCUUGGAAAAAUGAAAGUUGCAAAGCGCGAGUGCAAUCGUGGCUGCGUGUCUGUGUGGCUGGUGCUGGGGAAGAAAAAGCCCUUAAGUGUUGAGCUGUUUUAACCUUUGCUAGCCUCCUUCCAUCCAAAGGUGACAGGGUUCAGAUCACAAUAUGUACUUCAAUAUCUUGCCAGUGACCCCCGAAUUGAGUCUUACUGGUUGCUUAGCAGGAAGUUAGUAGUUUAUUUUAGCUUCACCUUAUCAGCUUUGCUUCUUUUGCUAACCCUAUUCCCCUGUCACCCCUCAGAUGCCAGACCCCCGAAGCGGAGAUUGACAGGUAGUUCCCAUAGCUCCGUUUUACCCUCCAAACAACAGGGAUUUAGUUUCUUGUCCCUUUGCCAAUGUUUAUGUAGCCAAAGUUUAGAUAUAGCCUUAAGGAGCCUUUUCUUUUACGUGUCACUGGAACAGUGGAACUGCACUGAACUUUUGGAAGAAACUGUUGCAACUGGAACCCCAUCUAGUGUUCGUUUUGAUUCAUCCAUAAGGAAGACUUCAUUUUAAUUGUGUUCAUUAGGGUGAAUUUGUCCAUAGUUUCAGGAGUGCUUGGGAUUAUUAGGGGUUUUUUUACAUGAGAGAAAAUUUAGCUUUAACGUAUAGGAGAAUUGCAUUACCAGUAAUGAUAUGGAAGAGUUUAGAAACAGAGUUAAACACGAGCACAAACACCCACCUUAUCUUGAGACACAGAAAAGGGUCAAGCAAAUCGAACCACUAAGAACAAGGACGCCCAUGUCUGUGGCAGGUGCUGUGCUGAGUUCUUUGAAUUAUCAGAUCUCCUGCAACACAAGAAGAAUUGUACUAAAAAUCAAUUAGUUUUAAUUGUGAAUGAAAAUCCAGCUUCUCCUUCUGAAACCUUCCCUCCUAGUUCCCCUUCUGAUAAUCCUGAUGAACAGAUGAAUGACACAGUUAAUAACACAGAUCAAGUAGACUGCAGUGACCUUUCAGAGCAUAACAAACUUGACAGGGAAGAAUCCAUGGAUGUGGAAGCUUCCAGCAUUCACAAUAGCAGUAGCAGUUCCAAGAGCGUCAACAAUAGUAUUGCAAGCAGUAACAGCUCCACAAUGGGUACCUCAGCUGUAACAACCUCUCUACCUCACAUAGGGGAUCUGACGACAUUAGGCAACUUUUCCGUGAUCAACAGCAACGUAAUAAUCGAAAACCUUCAGAGCACGAAAGUGGCGGUGGCGCAGUUCUCGCAGGAGGCACGAUGUAACGGCGCGUCGAGCAGCAAACUGGCUGUGCCGGCCCUGAUGGAGCAGCUCUUGGCGCUACAGCAGCAGCAGAUCCACCAGUUGCAACUGAUUGAACAGAUUCGGCACCAAAUAUUAUUGUUGGCUUCCCAAAACGCAGACAUGCCAACGUCUUCGAGCCCUUCUCAAGGUACUUUGCGAACAUCUGCCAACCCCUUGUCCACGUUAAGUUCCCAUUUAUCCCAGCAGCUGGCUGCAGCAGCUGGAUUAGCACAAAGCCUUGCUAGUCAAUCUGCCAGCAUCAGUGGUGUGAAACAGCUCCCCCCUAUACAGCUACCUCAGAGCAACCCUGGCAACACUCUAAUUCCAUCCAGUAGUGGCUCUUCUCCAAAUAUUAACAUAUUGGCAGCAGCAGUUACAACGCCGUCCUCAGAAAAAGUGGCUUCAAGUAUUGGUGGCUCACAGCUCAGCAACCCACCAGUAUCAGCAUCAUCUUCACCAGCUUUUGCAAUAAGCAGUUUAUUAAGUCCUGCAUCUAAUCCACUUCUACCUCAGCCCACCCCUGGUAACUCUGUGUUCUCCAGUCCCUUGUCCACUCUUGGAACACCUGCAGAGGAUUUAAACUCCUUGACUGCCUUGGCACAGCAACGAAAAAGCAAGCCACCAAAUGUAACUGCUUUUGAAGCGAAAAGUAAUUCGGACGAGGCGUUCUUUAAGCAUAAAUGCAGGUUCUGUGCUAAAGUGUUUGGGAGUGACAGUGCCUUGCAGAUUCACUUACGUUCUCACACUGGCGAGAGGCCAUUUAAAUGCAACAUAUGUGGAAACAGGUUCUCCACCAAGGGAAACUUAAAAGUCCACUUUCAGCGUCACAAAGAAAAAUACCCUCACAUUCAAAUGAACCCAUACCCGGUGCCAGAGCAUUUGGACAAUAUUCCGACAAGCACGGGGAUUCCUUAUGGGAUGUCUAUACCGCCAGAGAAACCUGUCACGAGCUGGCUGGACAGCAAGCCGGUGCUCUCCACCCUGACGACUUCUGUUGGCCUGCCACUCCCACCAACAAUUCCAAGCUUGACCCCAUUCAUCAAAACUGAGGAGCCCCAGCCGAUUCCUAUUAGCCAUCCUUCUGCGAGCCCUCCCUGCUCUGUCAAGAGCGACUCGGGAGCAGCUGAUCCCACAUCAAAAAUUUCCAACGGACUUGCCGAUGAGGUAGAGGCUGGUGCUUUGCCUACCUCAAACGGCAAAAUGGAAGAAAACCCUCAAAACGCAAGCGCCGUCACGAACGUGAGCGGCUCCGUGAGCUCACCGGCAGCGGACUCAGGCUCCAGCGCUGUUGCCACUUUUACAAAUCCACUGAUGCCUCUAAUGUCAGAGCAAUUUAAGGCAAAGUUUCCAUUUGGAGGACUAUUGGAUUCAACGCCAGCAUCUGAAACGUCGAAAUUGCAGCAACUGGUAGAAAACAUUGACAAAAAGGCAACCGAUCCGAACGAGUGUAUCAUUUGCCACCGAGUUCUCAGUUGCCAGAGCGCACUGAAAAUGCAUUAUCGCACGCAUACCGGUGAGAGGCCAUUUAAAUGUAAAAUCUGUGGUCGCGCUUUCACUACUAAAGGCAACUUAAAGACUCAUUACAGUGUCCACCGUGCCAUGCCCCCACUGAGGGUACAACAUUCGUGCCCGAUCUGCCAGAAAAAAUUCACCAACGCUGUUGUGCUGCAGCAGCAUAUCCGAAUGCACAUGGGAGGGCAGAUCCCCAACACCCCGGUCACAGAGAACUAUCCUGAGUCAAUGGAAUCAGAUACGGGAUCUUUUGACGAUAAGAAUUUUGAUGAUAUAGACAACUUCUCAGAUGAGAACAUGGAAGACUGUCCUGACAGCAGCGUGCCGGAUACACCCAAAUCUGCGGAUGCGUCGCAAGACAGCCUGUCUUCUUCCCCUCUGCCCCUGGAAAUGUCGAGUAUUGCUGCUUUGGAAAAUCAGAUGAAGAUGAUCAACGCAGGACUUGCUGAACAACUUCAGGCAAGCUUAAAGUCGGUCGAAAAUGGGUCAGUGGAAGGGGACGUUUUGACUAACGACUCGUCAUCUGUCGGUGGUGAUAUGGAAAGCCAAAGUGCUGGAAGCCCUGCUGUCUCAGAGUCUACCUCUUCCAUGCAGGCCUUGUCCCCAUCCAACAGCGCUAACGAUUACCACAAGUCACCAGGUAUCGAAGAUAAACCCGUCAGAGCUUUACCAAGUGAGUUUGCCAACGGUUUGUCUCCAACCCCUGCUAACAGUGGUGCUUUGGACUUGACAUCUAGUAACACUGAUAAAAUGAUUAAAGAAGAGUCUCUGAGUAUGCUCUUUCCUUUCAGAGACAGAGGUAAAUUUAAAAACACCGCAUGUGACAUUUGUGGCAAAACAUUUGCUUGUCAGAGUGCCUUGGACAUUCAUUACAGAAGUCAUACCAAAGAGAGACCAUUUAUUUGCACAGUUUGCAAUCGUGGCUUUUCCACAAAGGGUAAUUUGAAGCAGCAUAUGUUGACACAUCAAAUGCGAGAUCUACCAUCACAGCUUUUUGAGCCCAACUCCGCUAUCGGCCCUAAUCAGAACUCUUCGGUUAUGCCCGCGAAUUCGCUGUCGUCGCUCAUAAAGACUGAGGUGAACGGCUUUGUGCACGGCUCUCCUCAGGACAGCAAGGAAGCGCCCUCUGGUCUCGUCACCUCGGGCCCGCUGUCCUCCUCGGCCACGUCUCCCGUCCUGCUCCCCGCUCUCCCCAGGAGAACCCCCAAACAGCACUACUGCAACACGUGUGGGAAAACCUUCUCUUCCUCUAGUGCUCUGCAGAUCCACGAAAGGACACACACUGGUGAGAAACCUUUUGCCUGCACUAUAUGCGGAAGAGCGUUCACAACAAAAGGCAAUCUGAAGGUUCACAUGGGCACUCACAUGUGGAACAGUACUCCUGCGAGACGAGGCAGGCGACUCUCCGUGGAUGGCCCCAUGACGUUUCUAGGAGGCAAUCCCGUCAAGUUCCCAGAAAUGUUUCAGAAGGAUUUGGCUGCGCGGUCAGGGAAUGGAGACCCCUCCAGUUUCUGGAACCAGUAUGCAGCAGCACUCUCCAGUGGCUUGGCCAUGAAGACGAACGAGAUCUCGGUCAUCCAGAACGGCGGCAUUCCUCCGGCACCAGGGGGCCUGGGCAACGGGGGCAGCUCUCCCAUCAGCGGCUUGACGGGAAGCCUGGAGAAGCUCCAGAAUUCGGAACCCAAUGCACCUCUAGCUGGUCUGGAGAAAAUGGCAAGCAAUGAAAAUGGGACAAACUUCCGUUUUACGCGUUUCGUGGAAGACAACAAAGAAAUUGUAACAAAUUAGGAAAAAAACCACCUCCCUAAAUAACAUUCCUGCAAAUAGUGCAACCUAGGGUUGCUUUUUUCAAGCUGCAGGCUACAACAUUACAAAGACGUUCUUUUGUACCGUGUUCUACUUCUAGAGUUCUAAGAGAGCUUAUUUAUUAGUGAUAUAAUCCUGCUUUGCAAACAAAUGCAAGCAUUAACUUUGGUCUCCUGUAUUUUGAACUAAAUACUAAUCGACUAGAGUGCUGUAAACUUGCUGUAACAUUUAUGGCAGUUGCAAGUCUGUUCUGCUAGGUGAUCUUAUUCUGGCAUUAACUUAUUUUCUAUAUCCAGUUUAACAUGAACUCUGGUAUUGAUGCGAUGCCUCAGUGAUGCAUUAGGUCUCUAAUAAAAGUCUGUAUAUAAAUGUACACUUUGAUCCUGCUGGAAAUUUUAUCAGCAAACACAUUGUUUAAUUUUUCCAAACAGACUUAAGAAAAGGACUGAGAGAACAUAGACUGAACAGUGUGGGUCCUUUUACACAGCUCAGUUUUUGAUUUUUAUUAUAAAAUUAAAACUGCUUUAAUUUUUGUAGGUUUAACAUUUUCCGUUUUGAACUGUUAUUUGUAUUGUGCUUUUUACUUGAGUCGUCUUAAAUGUUAAUACAUUUCUGUACAGUAAUAAGCACGCAGAUUAUUAGAGAAGAUACUGAAGUGUUGUUUUGGUAGUUGAAACUGAGACGUAACAUUUUGCCUUGUAGGUAUAUUCAUUCUAGAAAAUGUGCUGGACUUUCACAAUGCUGCUACGUAUGGCAUCUUGAACAACUUCCGUGGACAACUGUAGAUGCUCCUGUAUAUACAAUAAGACAUCACUUUCAUUAAAAUGUACAUAUGUUCCGUACAAGACCAAGCCCUACUCCUUGACCAAGGGAACAAGUAUAGUGUUUGUUUAUUUUGUAUUAGGUACUGGGGGGGGGCAGGGGGAACCUGGGACUGUUACAUGCACUUUCUCGGAAAGUUGAAAGGAAAAGAGGUCCAGUUUCUUUAACAUUUAAUACUUACUAACAGCAGAGAUACUGUAAUUUUACUCGAGUAAUCAAAUACAUUUUUGCAACAGAUAAAA
This is a messenger RNA of Columba livia (rock pigeon), 8396 nucleotides long. It is a transcript of the gene SALL1, whose product is annotated as spalt like transcription factor 1. The record is from RefSeq and is a predicted model, not a curated record. Gene Ontology annotation, cellular component: nucleus. The transcript is spliced from 3 exons. NCBI's taxonomy places the organism in Eukaryota, Metazoa, Chordata, Aves, Columbiformes, Columbidae. Gene Ontology annotation, molecular function: DNA-binding transcription factor activity, RNA polymerase II-specific; RNA polymerase II cis-regulatory region sequence-specific DNA binding. Gene Ontology annotation, biological process: regulation of transcription by RNA polymerase II. The coding region runs from base 3676 to 7314 and encodes 1212 amino acids.